AUGAUAACUAUGCUGAAUGGCUUGAAUUGGUUCUAUUUGUUGGGUGGUGAACGUUCCAAAGAGCACUUCAUUUUAAAUCAUUUGGAAAUGAGCGAAGCACCUUUCGAUAAAUUUAGUCAAGAGAAUCGUGAGACAGUUGACCGUUUCAUCGACCAUUAUUUGGGUUCAGACGGUAUAUUCGUGUUGCGUAUGAUUGCAUCGAAUGCCGAUGUUGUCUUCACCACCGAACUUAUCGCCUCGUUAUGGCGUUCGCAUUAUUCUUUUGAACAACGACGAAAAGGAAUGCUUCAAAUGGAGAAGAUUUGGCCGCCGCAUGAACAACGGCUAGAAUCGGCAUUGUUAGAAGAAGCAAUGUUGAUGCAGUCUCAAGACAUACCCGAUGUGAAAAUGCUUCGUAAACGAAGUUUCUUCGAAGAAUCGUCAUUCAGAAGCCCACAAGGAUCGUUGUAUAAACGAAUUCAACACGCCUUCAUUCCAUCGGACGGCUUGAAAGGAAGUGGUUUACCUUCCCCGAAAUAUAGGGACUACGGCGGAAGUCCACCGGAUUCGCUGAUGACCGGUAUGAAUAGUGCGCAUCGGAGUCGAACUAGCGUUGCGAGUAUGUCAAGUUUUAUGGGAGGUGCAUCGGGUAAACUUCGGAAAGGACGCAGUUUGGAGGACAUAGCAAUUGAUUCGGAUAAAGUGAAGAAGUUCGCUGAUAGCAGUGAUGAUACGGAAGAGGAAGAUAAGAAAUCCGAUAAGAAACGAAGUGUCACAUCGAGUCGUCGAAGCAGUAAAGUCCAUUUCUUUUUUUGA
This is a messenger RNA of Anisakis simplex (herring worm), 795 nucleotides long. Lineage: Eukaryota; Metazoa; Nematoda; Chromadorea; Rhabditida; Anisakidae. The record is from the annotation of a GenBank genome assembly.